AUGAACUUAUAAAUUUAAGGUGUCAAAACGCGCACUCGUUUUGGUGAACGCGUUCUACGUGUAGCAGGGUCUCUUUCUUUUCCUGACACUCUCGACGGUUCUCGAUAUCAUAGUUGUAAAUGUCUGACAAAGCUGACUUGAAUUUAGAUGUCGUCGCCUUGGCGGGGGUGGACGGCGCCGUCCUCGCCGCGCUAAAAGUGGGCCAACGACUUCACAUAGCAAGAGGAGAUGGUCAGGAGGGGCUCCACUUCCAAACGGAAGCAGGCGUACAGUUGGCACCGCUGAGCGACCCAAGCGUGGCAGCGCGGUUUCCCCACAGCAAGGUCAUCGUGCGCGCCCUCAAGCGGGAAGCAGGCACUGGGAACAUCCAACAGCUGCAAGUUCGCGUGUACCGCUCAGAUGAUGCACCUGGGAGUAGCACCGCUGCUGGAGCUUCGACAGCAGCAGCAGCAGCAGCACCAGUCGGAGCAACAGCAGCAGCAACACACCAAGCAGGUGGCGCUGCGGCUGCUGCGGCUGCUGGUGCGCGCGGUGCCAGCAGCAGCAGCACCCCUGCAGCGGCUGGGGCGGGGCCAGCAGCGGGAGCUGGAGGCGGCGGCGGCGGUGGCGGCGGCGACGGCAGCAGCGGUGACGGGAUAGCGGCUGCGGACGAAGCCGAGUACAAGCUGCGGAGAGAGCAGUACCUUGCACUGGCCGGCAACGCUGAGCUGCGGCAGCGGCUGUCGGACCCGCGGCUGCAGGGCGUGCUGGGCCGCAUAGACGGCGCAGCGGACCGGGAGAAGGCUCUGGCGGCGCAGCUGGAGACGCCCGACUUCCAGGGAUUCGUGAGCCAGGUGCUGAUGAGCCUGGAUCCGGAUCGGGUGCCCGCCACAGCCGCUACGGCGGCCGCGGUGGAGAUGCGGGCGGCUGGGGGGCGGUGAAGCAGUGAACGGCACAUGUACACGCAGAGGAACCAGGUGUCAAGAACCCGGCCGGCGCGUGCCUGGCACUGCUUCAAGCCCGUAUUUUAUUGAUGGUUGUGGUAACGGAUUUAGUGUUCGAUGUUACAUGAAGGAACAGUAAAAGUACAAAAGCACGCUGCGCCCCAUAACUGCUGCUCACGUUGACCGACAUGAUUACACCAUACCUGGUGGCGCACUUUUGAAUGUGGACUGGGGCCGCGUCAGAGGUGUAUUACACGGGUGCAACGGUGCAACCCUGCUAAGAUGACGGGCGUUGUACGGAGGCACUUGGCGUUCUGGGGCCGGGCGCAUAGAACUGUACCAUUCACCGUUCGCUGUUGUUCAAGUGCAGGACCAUUCAUUGACACGACAGCGCCCAUGCCGUUGCAUGUAUGGAUUGUGCAUGUAUAUCGCCUGAAAGCUCGGUUGUCUAGUGUACGGCAGAUGACGCAAGUUAGGGUCGUGUCGGAGUAUGCCAAAGACAUGCAGUCAGGACUUAACUGAGUAAAGUGCGGUCUGUGCGGAAUGCCGUGCGUAGGCACUGGUGAAUGGACGCUGCAAAGCAGGCCUGUGUUGCGCACUUGCGCCGCCAUCAGCUGCCAUACCCUAGCAGCCCCUGAAAGCC
Messenger RNA from Chlamydomonas reinhardtii, 1566 nucleotides. RefSeq lists its product as uncharacterized. The record is from RefSeq and is a predicted model, not a curated record. Lineage: Eukaryota; Viridiplantae; Chlorophyta; Chlorophyceae; Chlamydomonadales; Chlamydomonadaceae. The coding region runs from base 120 to 920 and encodes 266 amino acids. The transcript is spliced from 5 exons.